AUGAACAAUCCUGCAAUUGUUAUUGUGCCGGGUGCAUGGCACCGACCUGCACACUUCCAAGGCCUUAUUAAUGAGCUAGCAAAAGUCAACUACGAUGCAGAAGCUGUGACCAUGCCUUCAGUGGACUCCAGUCCACCACUGGCCAGCUGGAACAAAGAUGCGGAAGCUGUCCGUCAAGUGAUUAUGAACAAACUGGAUGCUGGGAAGGACGUCGUCGUGCUCGCACAUUCAUUUGGCGGCGUUGCCAUGUCCGAGGCAGCCAAGGGUCUGGGAAAGAAGGAUCGAGACGUACAGGGUUUGAAAGGCGGGGUUCUGAAGCUGGUAUACAUGUGCGCGAUGGCGUUGCCGGAAGGCCAGACCCAUAUCGGCCAGUUAGUCCCGCAGACGCCCGAGGAAGAAGAGCUCGAGCGUCAGCGCAAGGAAUUGGAGGAGAAGUUUGGUGGACUAGAUGUGUCAGCGGACGGAGCAAUUAGUCUCCCGAAAGACCAUAUCCACCUCGUGUUUUAUAACCGCUGCGAUCAGAAGGAUAUUGAUAAGGCUGUGGAGCUGCUCGGUACAUUCCCCGUGGGCCCGUUGACUGUUCCUGCCACGUACACCGCUUACCGUGAAAUACCGAGCACAUACAUUGUCUGCAAAAACGACCAGGCAUUGCGGGAACCGUUCCAACGGAGGAUGAUUGCACAAGGCGAAGGUUGCUUCGAUGUGGAGGAAUGCGAGGAGGGCCAUUCCCCAUUCAUGAGCAACCCGGGCUUCAUUGUCGACUGCAUUCGGAGGGCAGCCGGGGAGAAACUCUAG
Messenger RNA from Penicillium griseofulvum, 795 nucleotides. RefSeq names its product alpha/beta hydrolase. The transcript is spliced from 2 exons. Bases 1 to 795 code for a protein of 264 amino acids. Lineage: Eukaryota; Fungi; Ascomycota; Eurotiomycetes; Eurotiales; Aspergillaceae. The record is from RefSeq and is a predicted model, not a curated record.